AUGCCCAUCGCCCCUGACCCCGACCCCGCCUCUCCCGCGCUGGCGCUGACCAGCGCCUCCCAUCGCCGCCCGACGGCGACGGCCUUCCCCGACGCGCCCGACCCGCCGGCCAUGGAGGCCCCGUGCGCCCGCGGCCUCACCUCAAGCAGGACCGCCCCGCCGCUCGACGCCUGGAACCGAACCACCCCGCCGCCCCGGUCGCGCUGGAUCCUCGCCGCCCGGAGCUCGACGCGCCUCCGCCUUCGACGGACUGCCUCCUCCUCGUCACCGUCGCCCCCGACCUCGCUGCCUCAAGCACCACCACGAGCCGCUGCCAUCCCCUUCUGGCUCACUGUGAGCCCCGCGCCCUCCUCUUUCCCCUGUGCUCCGGCCUCCCCUCCCCUAGCUCGUUCACCACUGUCGCCCGCGUCGUUCCCCCCCGCCACGCCCGGCGCGUGCUUGUACGCGCUCCCGCGCGCUGGCCGCGCCCAGCGCCUCACCCCGCUGAGGCCUCUCCGCCGCGCCCUGGCGCCGCACCGCCGUGGCGUCACCGCUGUCGCCUCCGGCGACCGGCCUCGCCGUAACCUGCUGUCGCCGGUGCCCCUCUGGUGGCCACGGGCCUGCGUGCCCGCACCCGCGCCCAAAACCACUAUGGCCCCCUGGGGCCUAUGA
Molecule: messenger RNA, 651 nt
Organism: Aegilops tauschii subsp. strangulata
Lineage: Eukaryota; Viridiplantae; Streptophyta; Magnoliopsida; Poales; Poaceae
Source: RefSeq, a predicted model, not a curated record